UCUCUGUAGGUCUGACAAUAAACUCUUCAAUCUAGAAUCGCACUAAGUUCCUCCUGUUCUUUUAUGUUGUUGUGAUAAUAAUUAUUUUUAAAUGUAUCCUUUUUUAUUGGAUUUGUAACUCUGUGAUCCAUACACUCCUUCCUCCAAAUGAAACGACCUGUUAUGGUGUGAAAGUCAAUAAAAAAGAAGAAGGCUUAGUAGCGAAAAUGAAAGAAAAAAGCCCCUAGUGAAAAACUACAAGUCCCACAAUGCAGCGCGGAGGAGUUGUGUAACUUUCCAGCGUCUUCGAGGCGAAACUGUGCGGCCUGGUCGGUGAAAACUGAGCCGUUAGCCCGGUCCGGUCGUGCAGGCUCCGAGGGAUUUUGGACCGGGGCGGGGCCCGGGGAGCAGAAUCCGUCCGAAGCUUGGAGUUUGGGAGCUCGGAGCGGAGAAGUUAGAAGCCGAGAAGAAGCGAGGUUAGUGCGGGUUGGACGCGCGGAGGCCCAAAGGCCCAAAACAUGUCCUCCUCCUCACAGGCGUCUUCCAGGCGGCAGUGGUGCUACCUGUGCGACCUGCCGAAGAUGCCCUGGGCCAUGAUCUGGGAUUUCAGCGAGGCUGUGUGCCGGGGCUGCGUGAAUUAUGAGGGUGCGGACCGCAUCGAGCUGCUGAUAGACACGGCCAGGCAGCUGAAGAGGACCCAUGUGAUGCAGGACGGUAGGUCUCCUGGUCCUCAGCCGAGCGGUAAGCAUGGUCCAGGGGUGAAGGAUGGAGCUGUAGAUGGAGGCAGACCUCCUGGUGAGAGAUAUGAGAGAGCUAGAGGAGAUUAUGUCCCUGCUAGGCUCCCAAACGGGCUCCCCAGGCUUGAGGAUGGAGGUCCACCUGAGGUGAGCAGGCAGAGCCCCAAUGCCAGGAGGACUGGGCUGGUGGGAGCCGUUCCUCCAAACCUGAUGGCGCAAGGGCUCGUUGGAGCACCUCAUGGCUUGCUGACCGCCGUGCCGGGCCUCGGGAGAGCCGGGAGCGCCCCGCUGACCAUUUCCACCCCCAUGCUGAGCGAGAUAAGUAAGAGGCAGGCCAUGGGCAUGGGCAUGGGUGUUGGGGUGGCGUCUUUCAUGAGCUCCGAUUUCGAGAAGGAGCUGAAGGAGAAGCAGAGGAAUGCCGAAGCCUUGGCUGAGCUGUCCGAAAGUGUCCGGAACCGGGCCGACGACUGGGCCGGGCGCCCCAAAGCGGUCAGGGACACCUUGCUGACGCUGUCCAGCUGCACCCCCUUCAACGUGAGGUUCAAGAAGGACCACGGGCUCGUCGGCAGAGUCUUCGCCUUCGAUGCCAAGCUCGGGGUCGAGUUUGAGCUGAAGGUUUUCGUCGAAUACCCUUGCGGCUCCGGCCAGGUAUUCUCCAGCCUGCUCACGCUGGUCAAGCAGAUGUUCCACGACAGCCAGAAGGACACGGGCAAGGUGAUCAGCUCUGGCUUCAAAUACGUCGAAUACGAGAAGAGGCAUGGCACUGGAGAUUGGCGCCUGCUUUCGGAGCUUCUCAGUGAUGGAGUCAGGGCAUUUAAAGACCCGCCGACCCCCGAUGCCAUCCCACAGCCUUACCUGGACGCCAACUGCUCCAUGUUACCCACUGCGCUCUGCCACAUCGGCCGCCCGGCCCAGCCCCGUCUCCGCCGCCGCAAGGCUUCGCCAGAGCCGGAUGGUGUGGAUAGGCUGCCGUCAGAGGAGCAGCUGCGCCAGCACUGGCCCCUUGGCACGUACCCAGUCAUAGGCGGGCACAUUCCUGCCACCUCUAUGCCCAGCGCCGGGCAGCCUCCUCCUAGCCUCCAGGAGGGCCUUCCUGGUUCCCAUGGCAGUGACCCCUCACCCAUCACCGCCCUAAUGAGCGUGGCAGACAAUGUGGGCACCGCCGGCCAGUCUCCAAAAGAUGUGCCGGGCGGUAGUGGUGCCCACUCGUCCUCUGCGGGUCUCCAGAACAGCGCCAGCCCCUCUUCGGCCGGGCAGAGGCGCCUGGCAUCACGUAACGGAGAAGCACCGGCCGGGUCUGGAGGGGCAGCGGUCGCCGCAGCGAUGCCGACUGCUGGAGGGGGUGAUCAGGGGGCUGUGACGGGCAGCGACGCCGCCGGAGCGGGCAGCGUCCCUCUCUGCUGCACCAUCUGCCACGAACGGCUGGAGGACACACACUUCGUCCAGUGCCCGUCGGUGCCGGGGCAUAAGUUCUGCUUCCCCUGCACCCGAGAUUUCAUCCGCAGCCAGGGCUCGGGCAGCGAGGUGUACUGCCCCAGCGGAGACAAGUGCCCACUGGUGGGCUCCAACGUGCCCUGGGCAUUCAUGCAGGGAGAGAUAUCCACCAUCCUGGCUGGAGACGUGAAAGUGAAGAAAGAGAGAGACCCCUAACCUGCGGCAGAGCUGCUCUGUUUCACAGACACUGCAGUUCUGAACCCCAAAGACCGGCCGACGCCACAGCACUGAAGAGGCGACUGUUCACCCGCACACGUUCUCUUCCUCCAUCCCUCCAUCCCUCUCUCUUUAUCCUCCAUCCCUCUCUUUUUCCUCUCUACAUCCCUCUCUUUCCUAUCUUUAUCCUCCAUCCCUCUUUCCUCUUCACAUCCCUUUCUUUUUUCCUCUAUCCAUCCCUCUCCUCUCUACACCCUUCUCUUUCCUCUCUUUGUCCUCCAACCCUCUUUCUUUCCUCUCUUCAUCCCUCUCUUUCCUCUCUCUAUUCCCUUCUCUUUGUCCUCCAUCCCUCUCACCUUAUCUUUCAUCCCUUUUUCAUUGUCCUCCAUCCUUUUCUUUUUAUCCUCCAUCCCUCUCUCUCAUUACUUUUAAUCCUUCUCUCUUUUCUUCCUCUAUCCUCCCAUCCCUUUUUCUGUCCUCCCUCUACUCUCAGAUCACUCUUUUUUUUUUUCUCUCCAUCCCUCUUUAUUUCCUCGCUCUAUCUUCCCAUUCUUUUCUUUUCUUUUUUUUGUCUUCCAUCACUUGUUCCUCUCUCCAUUCCACUCUCUUUCCUCCCAUCUCUCUCUCUCCUCUAUCUAUCCUCCCGUCUUUUUCUUUCCCACUUUUUAUUCUCCCAUCCUUCUAGUGUUCCUCUCUGAACUCUUUAUUCUUCUUUCUUUCUUUUCUCUCUCUCUCUCUCUCUCUCUCUCCGCUCUGCUGGCCACGGUAAAGGAGAAUCCAGCCAUGUUUGUUGGAGACGCCCCAUUUAAAGUCCUUCUGCAGUACAAUCAGUUCCGUCUGUUGACUCCAACAGAGUUUAUAUUUCGCCCCAAUGUGUAACAGUGCUUUAAAGUAGAGCUUUUUAAUUCAAAUUUUGGGUGAUGAACCUAAUUGUAUUUGCCCUUAGUGUUAAUCACACUAUGAAACACCUUAAAGGGGGAUCACACCGAUUUUUCCAAAAAAAGUUUCUCCACAGUCCAGUGUGUGAGAUGUAAUCAGAGUGGUUUGGUGUAAAGUGGUUCAGAUGUCUUUACGUUGGUGGUGAUAGGAACCAGAGGUCGCCAUGACUACAACACAAAAAUAAAUCUGAAAUAAUACAUUCAGUAAAGAAAAUGGCUUUAUGUAGAACCAUAAACACUCAAAGAACCCCUUACAUGACUAAAGCGUUCUUUGCAUUGUGAAAGGGUUCUUCAGAUUGAUGGAGAAUGUGUUGUAUAUGGUUCUACAUAGCACCAAAAAGAGUUCUUCUGUUGUUUACGACUGGAAGAACCACGUCACAGUUGCACCAUUUAUUCAUGGAAUGGUUCUAUAUAGAACCAUGAACACUCAAGGAACCAUUUACAUGCUCGAAUGGUUCUUUGCAUGGUGACGUGGUUGUCAUGAUGAUGUAUAUGGUUCCGUUAAGCACCAAAAAGGCUUCUUCUGUUAUAUGUGAGCUUGACACAACAACAAGAGAAGAUCCUUUUUGGUGCUAUGUAGAACCAUAUGCCACACCUCAAUCUGAAGAACCAUUUCACCAUGCAAAGGACUAUUUAGCCAUGAAAUGGUUCUAUAUAGAACGAUGAACACUCAAAGAAUCAUUUGGAUGCUUAACUGGUUCUUUGGAUGGUGAAGUCGUUCUUCAGAUUGAUAUGUUGUACCUGGUUCUAUAUAGCAUGAAAAUGGUUCUUCUGUUGUUACAGCGAAAAGCUUGUAUUAAAUAAAAAGUUUUCAAAAAGGUUCUAUAUAAAAACAUAUACUCAAAAAGUGGUAUAUGGUUCUUUUAUUGUUACAGGCUUGACAUUGUAAUAAUAGAAGAACACUUUAAUCAUGCAAAGGGUUCUUUGAGUGUUCAUAGUUCUGUACUGAACAAAUUUCUUUACUAAAUAAUCCUCGAACCGUCAUUUUAAAGAGUGAGAUCAGAGCAUUUCACACCAAACCUCUCUGAAUGACUUUGAAAAAUGGGUGGUGUUCCCCCUCAGACAUAGCGUAAGAUGAAUGAUGACAUCUCUGAAUGUCCUGAACACCAGACAGAUAUAGAUUGUACAGCAGGAUUGUUUUCCAGGCCUUCACGGCCGCAAUCACAGCACUGUACACGAACACACUUUUUGUAUUGUUAUUGCAAAUGCUGCACACACCUCCAGUAGUUUUGGAAAUUAAAAGUGCUCAGAGUUCGUUUGAAAGCGCUUAACUAUGCCCAUUCGAAGCUUAACCCAGCAUGUAUAGAAAACUCUCUUUAUAUUUUAUACUCUAUGUAGAUUGUAAGAAAUACUCCCUUUCAAUGGUUAUAGAUGUGCAAUCUCUAGAUUUUAUACCGUAUUGCUUUAUGUACCACUAAGUAUCUGAAUGAACAGAAAAACCAAAGAUAGACAUGCCGGAUUAAAACAAUUGUAUCAUAUGAUGCUUUAGCAUAUAUUUUUGUGGUAAAAGUAAUAGCUUUCAUUAAAAUAUCGGCGCCAUAUACGGGGAAUGGUUCACGUUGGGAAUCGUAUAUAUUUAAGCCUGUCUGGGUGAAAACAAAGUACAUUUUUAUUAAAGUGUUAGCAGAUCACUAUAUUUUGUAUUGUAACCCUGUUCUAAGUUGUCGGGAGGCGGUGAGACGCGGAAGAACGUUUCUGUUUUCUACAGUUAUAUGGUCCAGAUUUUUUUUUCAUCCUUACAUGUCAAUGAUGUAUAACGAGUAAUACGAGAGUCCACCUCUGAAGUUUUUACAUGUUCAGUUCAGUUCUGUUAUUGUUUUUAGCUUUCACCUCUUUCAUCCUGUUUAACAAAUAGAAAAUUAUCUGAAUGACUAUGUAUGUAAACACGUAAACAAACGUACUGUUCUGUAAGACCUUUGUUUAAAAUUGGCUUCUAUGUUAUCGCUCAAAUUGUAUUUAAAUUAAAAGAUUGACCUGCUUUUCA
Messenger RNA from Colossoma macropomum (tambaqui), 5288 nucleotides. It is a transcript of the gene irf2bp1, whose product is annotated as interferon regulatory factor 2 binding protein 1. The record is from RefSeq and is a predicted model, not a curated record. Gene Ontology annotation, molecular function: transcription corepressor activity. The transcript is spliced from 2 exons. Gene Ontology annotation, cellular component: nucleus. NCBI's taxonomy places the organism in Eukaryota, Metazoa, Chordata, Actinopteri, Characiformes, Serrasalmidae. Bases 498 to 2366 code for a protein of 622 amino acids. Gene Ontology annotation, biological process: regulation of transcription by RNA polymerase II.